Molecule: messenger RNA, 3330 nt
Organism: Plasmopara halstedii
Lineage: Eukaryota; Oomycota; Peronosporomycetes; Peronosporales; Peronosporaceae
Product: Casein kinase II, beta subunit
Exons: 14
Coding region: 1-3330 (1109 amino acids)
Biological process (GO): N-terminal peptidyl-methionine acetylation
Cellular component (GO): NatC complex; protein kinase CK2 complex
Molecular function (GO): protein kinase regulator activity
Source: RefSeq, a predicted model, not a curated record
AUGUCAGACUAUGAAGAAGAGGACGAAAAAUGGGUUCAGUGGUUUUGUAGUCUUUCAGGCAAUGAGCCCUUCUGCGAGGUGGCGCAGAGUUACAUCGAAGACUCAUUCAACCUCUAUGGCCUGCGUGCCAUGGUACCCAACUACCAGGAUGCACUUAAUAUAAUUCUCGACCUGACUGACAUUCCGUAUGAUGACGACGUACCCGUGUACGCUGCUGAGCUUUACGGACUCAUUCACUCUAGAUAUAUAAUAACGGCUCAUGGGCUGGAUGCUAUGAUGAAAAAGUAUCGGGAAGGUGACUUCGGAAUAUGCCCAAGAGCUCUAUGUGACGGCCAGCCAGUUGUUCCUGCGGGAUUGUACGACGAGUGGAAAAAGUCGGAAAUGAAGGUAUACUGUCCAAAGUGUCGAGACCUUUAUACCCCUACCAGCGAGUACCAGACUCCUGCAAUCGACGGAGCAUAUUUUGGUACAACGUUUCCUCAUCUAUUUUUUUUGACGUACAAAGAGCUCGACCCAGCUCCAUCUACACUGCUUUAUGUGCCGCGGGUGUUUGGCUACAAGAUUCACAAUAAAUCAGAAAAUCGGCGACGUCUUGCCAUUCUCGCAAAAGAAGAUGAGGAUGAAGAGAAGACUCAACAGCAGCGACGGACUGUGGCAGGAGGUAGACGAAAGGGCGCAGCCGACUCGAGUGCCGACACGUCGUCGUCCCGUCUCCCCACAUGGUGGCUUGAAGACAUCAAACCAAGGAGGGGAGUAGCACACGGCAAAAUAAAGGAAGCAAACAGGGUUGACGGCGAAGAUAGUGGAGAUGAAGGUAAAUUCCUCUCAGUUUUAUGCACGACAUGCGCGGCUGUAAGUGGCAGCGAUAUGCAAGGAACAACUAUGAGUGACGAAAAAGAGCUUCAAAAUGAGCUCAAGGCCAAGAUCAAUUUGCAGUCCAUGACUAUUGACCCUGAAUGGAAAGAUGUCACGCAGUUGAUGAGCGCAGCAGCGAAGGAAUUUAAGGUUGGUCAGCUUAUACAUGAAGGAGAUUUUAAUCUUUUCGAAUCCAUGUCGGCGCUUGAGCUUAUGGACCCAAAGAUGGACUCGGGAAUGUCGGUGAAUGGUAUACCACCGCAAUCGAUCUCCGCACGUUUGGCAAGUGGAUCAGUGCAGCUUAAUUUCUCAUCGGCUCGCGACGUAUUGGCUACACUUGAUCGAUUGUUUUGCUGUGAAGCUGGAUGGCUGAAUGGGUUGCCGCUUGCGCAAUCGCUAUUGACGAGUAUUUACAUGCACCGUGAGCCGUUAAAUGCUCUCUGUACGCAAUUAGUGACUUCAUCUAACAGCUUAAUGCUUAUGGAUGUGGAUGUGCGACUAUUGCUUAAGGAACGCUUGCGUAAUACAGCGAAAGACUCGCUCUUGCUUGUUAUGGUUGCGGUCACGUUGGCUACUUUAAAGACUGCAAACUUGGUACGAGAAGCUACUUUACGCGCUGAUAUUUAUGAAGAAGAGGAUUUUUCGCCAGGAAAAGGAUUUGAUGCGGGAAUUUUGACGUCUAUAACGGUAGAAGCAGUUGAUACAUUGCUGCAAGUUACCCAGGAACGUAUGGAGACAAUUCUCCUGCAACACAAAGCCUCAUCGGCGAAAAAAAUGACGCGGAAAAAGCAAGGCAAAAGAAAAAGUACGACAGCUGCUGGAAUGAGUGAAGACACCAAUGUCUUAGGCUACGAAAUGCUUCACUCUAAUGUUCGUAUUAAUGCGAUGCUGUGCGAAGCAUUUAUUCGACGUCUUCAGCUUCAAAGAAAGCUGCUCAAUACGUAUGCCGAAAUUGGGUUGGCAGAAGGGCCGCUUGACUUACAAAAGGCCAGAAAUGGCUUUCAUUGUGCUUACGAGCUAGUUCAAGGAUUAUUGACUGAACGACUCGAGCUAGAUCCGGAGUGUUUUAAUGGGAAAGCGAUAGGUUUUGACCCAAGCAUUAGUCGCCUACUUCUCUCUGGCUCACCACCACGUGAUAUCCAGGUGCCAUCAUUUGAAAAAUCGCUGAGCAAGAUGAAGAAAAUAAUGGAGGAAAUGCAAAUAGGCUGCUCUCCGCCUGAGUGGAGGUGUAUGGAAGAUUUACGAAUUUUCUUAAUCGAAUUUUCCAGACGGCAACCCACACUUGUUGCACGCUCUUACGUACUGCUCUUUCUCUACGCUGACGGGAAAAUGUACGCUAAAUACAAUUUUAUGGAUUGGCUGUCGGCAUCCAUGGUGAUAAAUGGAGUUCCUUCAGUAUUGUUAUCGACACAGGAGGGCAUACUCUACACGUCUCGAUGCAUUGAAACCGUAUACGAGUCACUUAAAGUAUACUUACACAACCGAUCCCGUCAACGCCCGCGAAUUGAAUCUUUAUUGGAUGAGUGGAGUAUUCUUCAAGCAGAAGCAACUGCCGUCGACGAACGAUUUACAACCGAGAUGAAUAUCCCACAUGCGACGUACCCGCGUUAUUUUACAGCUUGGUCUCUUGAGGAAUCGGUGCAGCUGAUGCUUCAUUAUGUGGUUUUGGGCCUGGAACUAGAAUUGUAUGCACCUCCAGAGCUUGGAAUGGUCUACUGGUAUCUUGAUUACUUACAAGGCUCACGUCUUCAAAAUCUUAAUGUGACUUGGACAUUUGUUGAAAAAAUGAAGGAGGUUAUGCCUUCCGCACAUUGCCGUGAACCUCGGGCGAUGAAACAGCAGCAGCCUUCUGCGUCAGGUAAAUCUAUUAAAAAGUCCAAAGCAAAGCAUAAGAAAAAGUCAGCAAGUGUUUCGUCAUUACCAUCGGAGCCAGCACAUGAUAUUAUUGAUCCCACAAAGGCUCGAUUCUUUCGUGAAUUUAAGUACACGGAGCUCCUGCGCAGUUUAAUGCGUGCAUAUUUUCAGUUGUUCAAUGCGCUGGAGCGCGAGGGGCUUGUGGAGGUGAAGUUGCCGGUUUACAGCUCAUAUCUUAUUCGCUUUCAGCAUCGCUUUGCAGCAUUCCAAAAACUUCCUUAUCCCGCUGCUCUCACUUUCGAAGAAUAUCGUCAAAAUAGCGACUUUUCUCCCUACGAUUUGGAGCUUAUCUACAAGUCGGCAGAGGAGUGUUUCAACAUGGCUCGUGGACACGCCGAGGCAUUAUUAAGCGAUGAAGAAAAGAUUAAUCGGAUCGUCACUAUUGGUGGCUUGGAGAUCGUCCGCGACUUUGAGCUUCAAUCGCUGUUAAAGGUUUGCAUUUCUUGUUGCAUUCAUUUAUCCCAGCGCACCGAGGGCAAAAUAAAGAUGAAAACAUCAAAAGAGGUGCAUUUAGACUUUUCAGUUCACCCGCAUUUUCCUGUAGUGGAGUUUUCUUCAUGA